AUGGACGGAAAGCUUGCUUCUUGUUCAUUAUCAGGGACCACAAAACUAAAUUCUGAUCCCGGAGGCACAGUUGACCUCCCUAAUGUUGUUCCCAAGGAUUUUGAUCUCAAGGGAAAUCCUGAAGGAGGGAGUAAUCAUGUUAAUGUUCCAGUUGACCAGGGAGCAUCUGGCACAUCUUCUGUUCCAUUGUCUACUCCUGAGGGAGCGAUACAAAGGAGCCAUCCCUACUUGGAUACUUCUCCUCCCCCGCCCAAGGUACAGAUAGAGGAAAACCGUCCUAUUAUAUGUCCUAACCCUAUAACAGUCACAGAUAAGGGUUUAGAAGUGUACAGCUGCUUAUCUGAUGCAGUAUCUGAGAUUCAAAGUCGUCUCUCUCGUUACAAAGAACAAGGAAGGUCUACUGGCGAAGGAGUUAUAGAGCUUGCAUCCAAACUUCAAGAGAUGGAGACCCAGCAGAAUGAAGCCUUAAAAAUGUCAGCCGAGGAUAGGUUGCAACAUACAAUUUUUUUCGUUGUCAAGGAACCAAAUUAUCGGAUUGUGGUGCUAGAAGAAGACAGUUUAAUCGACACAAAAAGGCAGGAAGAAGAGAUUCAACGUCUUAAAUAUUCAAUUGAAGGAGCUAGGGCCGUUGUCCAAUACUGGGAGGACUCUCAGGCAGAAAGUUUCAAGAAGGUUGUGGAUAUAUAUACACAAUACUUCAAGCUUCAAACUUAUGUAACCAAAUUGAGGUCACGGAGUGAGGAGCUGGAGGCCCAAUUUGAGCAGUUGUCUAGAGAUCGUCAAAGUAAGGAGUUGGAGGCCCAAGUUGAGCAGUUGUCUAGAGAUCGUUGUUUUCUGAUGGUGGAAGGAAUCCCUAUGGCGGCAAGUAAGUUGCUUCAAAGUGACGAAGUGCAUGAGAUCUUGUGACAACUCUGCAAGGAUGUUAAGUUGAAAGCAAAGGCCGAGGCGACACUUAACCUGAGACAGCGGUACUUCCGUAAAAAACCAAUAGAAGAGUUGCCGUAUUAUUACCAUGGGAAUUUUGAAGAGAAUGUGGAAUAUCUUUACAAGCAAUUAUUGGAGAAAGAGUACAAGUAUUUGGUAGAUAUUGCCUUUAAUCGUGACAUGUCAAUUGAAAACUUUAAGAAGCUAGAGCCUCAGAAGCCGUCUUCUCGAUUUUAUGAUGAUGUUGAUGAGGUUCCUCCUGCUGAUGAUGUUGUUCGUGAUGAUGAUGACUGGUCUGAUGACUGGUAAAUUGAGGGAAGAUGAGAAUGUGGAAUUAAUGGACUGCAUUCAGAUGAAGAGAUCAACCUUCUUAAGAAUUCAGAUGAAGAAGCUGCGACCUACGACCUGCGACAACUAUGGAGUAUUGGAAGGACAAAAGGUGGUGUUACAUUUUUUCCUUGAAAGAUCAAAAG
Oldenlandia corymbosa var. corymbosa is the source of this 1397-nucleotide messenger RNA. The record is from the annotation of a GenBank genome assembly. NCBI's taxonomy places the organism in Eukaryota, Viridiplantae, Streptophyta, Magnoliopsida, Gentianales, Rubiaceae.